AUGAUAAACCGACAAGAAUCGUUGCUAAGCAACACCGAACGACAGCCUCGCAUCGAGGCCAACGCGAACAACAUCAAACAAGAAUCGAUCGAUUGCGGUGUGACGGCGUGCAGUUGUUGCAAUGGGCCAGGAUGUAUCCGUUUGGGCACCUCGACGAUGUUCGUCCUUUGUCUCUCGUUGGUUGCCUUUGUGAGUGGUGGUAUCGAGAGUUACUUCCGGUUAGCGGCACAUCAGGCCGCCAGUGAGCUGAAUUACGAUCCGAUCGUGCUGGAUUGGUUGUUGGUGACAGCUGGCAUUGCGCAGGGUGUCCUUGCGAUCCUGAUCAGCUACUGGGGUAAUCGGUUUCAUCGUAUCUCGUGGCUUGGGGCAAUAUUUAUGCUGCAAGCGAUCGGGCUAAUAGUGCUGAUCAUACCGACUGUGACGCAUAACUCGGCAGAGAGCAACACCAUCGAUGCGAUCAACAUGAACAAAACGUGUGUUCUGGAGCAAUCGUCCCAGUUGGUGACGGAUCGACCUUAUGCCAUCACGACACUGGUACUAAUGUUCAUCGCUCAGGUACUGAUUGGAUGUGCGAACGUGGUCAUCUACGCCUUAGGCAUUAGCUACCUAGACGACAAUGUCCGGACACAUCACAGUCCGGGGUUGAUAGGGUGUGUGAUUGCGGCACGGAUCUGGGGAGCACAGUUGGGACUAGCGAUCGGUCUGAUCGUUGGAGCAACUUCCCUUGGCUGGUGGCUUGGAUGGGCCAUCGUUGGACCGCUAACAUUCGUCCUUGGGUUUGCCAUCUCGCUGUUCCCGAAACGGUUACUUUCAACGAUGGUACGUCAAGCGGCCAACGACAUUGUAGAGACGGCCAUUACCAAUAGCAUGCAAUCGAUCGCGACCGCUGACAAGUGGCUCGCGGACAUCACACUUUGGGCGAGUGUGAGACGUAUCUUCUCGAACAAGGUGCUCGUUUGCAACGUCCUGGCGCUCGUUUUCAUCCAAACGGGCAUGGUGAACUUCCACGCGCACGAGCAAUCCUACCUACAGUCGCGGUUCUUCCUGCCUACCUCUCAAGCCGACGGUAUAAACGACGAAUGGACGUCGCGGUUGAUCACCAACCUGAUCAGACCCUUUGCGGCAGCAGCGGGCGUCAUUGUUGCGGCGCUUAUCAUCGCAAAUGCGAACCCUUCGGCAAGAAAACUUGCUGGAUGGAACAUAUUUGUCGGUAUACUAGCCACGGGUUUGUUCAUAGCAUACAUCUUCAUCUCGUGUGGAGAAGAACAAAUAGCCGGAGCAUACCGUGGCCGCAAGCUCAUCAAACCCUUCUGCGCAUCGAACUGCGUGUGUGCGGAAAAUGUGCCCUUCACGCCAGUCUGCCCCGUGGACAGCCGAUUCACGUAUUUUUCACCGUGCCACGCCGGAUGUCAGGAUCGAGAAGAAAUAAACAACCUCGUCAUAUACCGCAACUGCUCCUGUGGCGUCGACGUAGAGAUUGUGCUGGAAAGUGGCGGUGAUGCGACCGAAGGCGCUUGUGGAAUCGACGAUUGCCAGCCGUACUGGAUCGUGUUUCAGGUAUUGACGGUGAUCGUAGCCAUGUUGCUUGCCUCGGGCCUUACGGGUAAGGUGCUCAUAACCUUGCGGUCGGUUCUGACGCAAGACAAGGCGAUGGCACUCGCUCUCGAGCUGACGCUAGUUGGGUUGGUGGUGUACCUUCCCGGGAUGGUCAUUUAUCAGGUAGUGGCAACUCAAACGUGCCAGUUUUGGUCCUCCGACGAGCGGCAGUGCUUUCUGCACGAAACACCGGCAUUCGGGAACAUUCUCAACAUGAUUACGGCUGCGUUAAUCAUCGUGGGGCUUAUCUUCGAGAUGGUGGUGUUUUACUUCGUCAAGGAUAUGGCGUUGUACGGCGAGGACGACGUUGGAUUGUUACGUUCUCCGAUUGAGAUGCGCUUCAUGUCACCAGCUCGGACGCAAACCAUGACGGAGAUGGUUCCCUUAAACAACAGGAUGAUCCCGGACACGGUCGAUCGGUCGACGACAUCCGAGUCGAAUGUACAAUCCGCAACAUUGAUCGCCUCAGACGACUCCGGAACACCUUCCGUAGAGACCAUCCAAAACACGCAACCAACCUACGCGGCCCGGUCCGUUUCACCCCUGGCAACGAACUCCAUAGCGUAUGCCGAGGUUGUCCGUCAGCUACCCAGACGGGAGAACUCAAGCGAUGUUGAGGAGCAGCUCGAUUUCCGUUCGGCGACCAGUUUACCUCGAGGGCAAAGCGAUAGCGACGAUGAAAGUGAUUAUCACAGCCAGCUGCAAGCGGCCAGUCCGGAACCGAACAGCGCUUUGCGACGGAAUUACGCACGCAAUGAGGUGUUUUCACCUCGGGCGACUUCACCGGAAAGCAUAAAUGGGCCCGUAAGCCGGCCUAGGAACGAACCCAACCGGCCUAUGAGUCCGGAAACGGACUUUUAAAACGGAGCAGCUGGAUUGCGCUUCCCCAAAAACGAAUACCGGUAUCGGAUGGACCGGCGAUAUAAUAGUAAUAGCAGCAGCAGAUCUCUGCCAACGCUCGGAUAGCGAUUGUUUCGCAAUUACCGAAACUGACAAAAUGAACCGAAAGUGACGCAAAUCGCAACGGCCAUUAUAGUUACAUACAUAUUUAUAUGUGUAUAAAAAUGCAACAAACAAAACAUAGCUUUAGUAGCUACUUAUCAGCUUUUAGUCGGCCCUGCAAUAAAGCAAUUAAGCUUCGAUGAUAUCGCUUAAGACAAAAAAAAGGUU
Molecule: messenger RNA, 2766 nt
Organism: Anopheles nili
Lineage: Eukaryota; Metazoa; Arthropoda; Insecta; Diptera; Culicidae
Gene: Oatp33Eb
Product: solute carrier organic anion transporter family member 4C1
Exons: 8
Coding region: 1-2457 (818 amino acids)
Biological process (GO): transmembrane transport; sodium-independent organic anion transport
Cellular component (GO): membrane
Molecular function (GO): protein binding
Source: RefSeq, a predicted model, not a curated record